AGGAGCUUCGCUGUCAUGGCCAGCUGGUUUGUGGAUGGCUGGGGGAGGGAUGGAUGACUCGAUUCCUGGUGCGGCUUUUUGUUGUGCUUUUCUCUUUUUCCCCUUAAUUUUUUCCUUCUGCCCAUCCUGCUCCUGGAGCUGCUAAAGGUCAAGGAAGUGCUGCAGCGACCGCCCUGCAAUGGGAGAAAUCUCUUGCUUUUGGUUCAGCCCAAAGACUUGGGGCUCUGGCAGCGUGCGCUCCCUGCUCUCGAGGCUCGGAGGACCAUAUGUUCCUGCAGCGAACUGCAAUGUCAGUGAUUUGGAAGCAAAUCUUGAAUUUAUAACCCUUAACUACCACUUUCAGCCGGUUCUUUUCAACUACUGUAAAUUAAAUGAGUUUUGAAAUCAAACCCUCUUCGCAGAGGAGACCCCAGCAGCCGUAACGUGAUCUCCCCUGACGUCCCGUCUCGGCCCUCUGCAGAUUCGUCCGUCCGUCCGUCCCUCCUCCCCUCCCGGUGCCUGUUUGAAGUCCUUGGUCUGUUCUGCGGCGUAGGAAAUGUCUGGCUCUGCUCUCUGGUGGCGUUGGACCUGGAGGGGGGCAGCGGAGGAGGACAGGCAGCACAGCUCUGCCUGGCGGGGUUUACAGUAGUCAGUAAAGCAGCGGGAGAGAAGCUCAUGCACUGUAUAAGCUUAAUUGGAAUGUGUGUUUAAAAAAAAAAAAGGGAAAAAAAAAUAAUAUUGGUAGGGGAAAAAAAUACAGAGCAAGCUCUUAAAAAUAUUCUGGGAUCCAAAAUACGAGCUUGCUUCCCCCAAAGCUGGUAAUUAUACUUUUUCCCUUCAGUCCCCUCAGGAGGGGGAAGCCUGGUGGAAGUGGUGGAGAAGGGGAGAGGCGGUGGGGGUUAAGAAGAUCUGACGUGCGAGCGUCUUCCCUGCAACGCUGCCAUACUGUGUCGGAGCAGCACAGUGCCUCUUGUAAAGGAAGCUUUGCACAAAUUGUCCUUGUUCCAAGGAUGAGGAAACCUCCAGCUCUUCUGGCAUUUUCUCUCCAGCAUAACUCGGAGCUGCUUUCACCUGGGAAGUGUGAUAAGCACAGACGGGGAGAGGACUAGAACAGAGAGGGACUGGGAGCAACCUUACAAGGCUUUUCAUGGAGCUCUUGGUGUUAAAUGAGGAACUUUUCCCCUCCUCCUCUCCUCAUUCUCCUGUGUGCCUGCAAAAAUACUCUGGUUUGCAUUUAAAGGAGAAAACUGUAUGUGCUGGGACUAAGCCAACUUGUUUAUUCAAGGGAAAUACCAUAUUUCCAACCCUUUCUUUCUCAGAGGAAGGCUUGACGGAGGAUGGCAGACUGUGCUGAGCAUUAUAUUUUUAGGUGACAUCGAAGCACAGUUGUGAUUCGAAGAAGCUGAAAUCAUGGCUGGCAUUCUGCACUGAGCUGGACGAGACCUGUGCUCCCCUUGCCCCAGAGAGGGGUUAACUUCUUCCUCCUAGACUGCGCGUUCAGAGCAGGUGGAUUUUGACCUAAAUCAAGGCGAAAAACAACAACAAGAACAAUAGCCUGCGACUUUCCACACUUUGCAAUUUCCCUUCUCCAAAUUGGAUUUUUAUUGCGAGGCAGGAGCCCGCCUGCGCCCCGGCGGUGGCGAGGAGCAGGGGCUGCGAGCGACCGUGGUUGCAAACACCAGCUCCUCUCUUACUGUCAAAAAAUGGCAGGUCAGUGUGCGUCUGUAAACAAUGCAGUUAUGAAAUGGCAGCGCCAGGCCGAGCUGAGCAUGCUCGGGAGCUGCCUGUAGGGGGAGGUGAGCCGAGAAAGAUGAUCUAAUUCAGUGCAAUUCUUGGGAUUGAAGGAAAAGACCAGGCUCCACUCUUAAUGACAGAGCAGAAAAAAAGCCCCACGAAGGACGAAGCCCGUAGGCCAUGGAGGCGAGGUGGUGAGGAGCUGCCACCUCUAGGACUUCGGGUGCUGGGCAGCGCUGCGUGCCUUUCUCACCCUCCAGGAGAGUAAAGUCUUGCGAACAGUGCUGAAUAAGGGAGAGACAAGGAAAGACGCCUGCAUGAAGACUGAGCUGCUGAAAGACAUCACCAACAACAAGGAGGAAGGGUUCAAUGCCAUGGCUGCAGAUGAAAGUGCUACAGAAAAGCAAGUGGGGGAACCAAAAAUGGCUGUAGACGGUGAAACCAACGGUUCCUGUGAGCACAGCGAAGCUGGUAGCCACCCAAACCCAGCAAAAAACACUCAGGACAAUAUGAAAGUGAGCCAGCAGGACUCUAGUACUAAAUUAAAUAGGAUAGCAGAAAAUGGCAUUUCGGAACGAGAUGGUGAGACUGGGAAGCAAAACCAUAUGAAAGCUAAUGACUUCACGCAGACUUCUGUAACAGGGAGCAAUGGAUAUAUUCUAACCAAGCAGAUGGCACAGGAGCAACCUCUAAGGACUACCAGCACCUUUGCUUCUCUCACCGGCCAUGCUGCAAAAACCCUUCCAGGAGGAGCAAGCAAAGGGAGGACUGUGGGCACCUUUUCUCAGAUGCAAGCCACGAUGCCAGCCAAGCUUGGGGAGGGCAGUAAGGACAUGGAUGCUAAAAAAGCCACCGCUGCUAACACUGAAGUCAAGGUCCACAGAGCACGGAAGACAAUGCCUAAACCCACCCCUAGCCUGGAUUUGCUUCCUGAACUGGGAUCGAAGCUGAAUCUGAAACAGCAUGCAAGUAAAGACCCCAAAGAUGGGAGAGACAGCAGAGAUCAAAAAGAAUCAAAGGAGGAAGGCAACAAAAAUGUCCUGGAGUUUGGGAAGCCGUUGCCCUUGCCCUCUCUCCCGGGCCUUCACCAGUCACUACCUCAGAACCAGAGCUAUGUGGCCACCACGAAGUCGCAGACGGCUGCUGCAGUAUCUCGGAAGAAAAAACGGAGAAUGGGAACCUAUAGCCUGGUUCCCAAGAAAAAGACCAAAGUGUUAAAACAGAGAACAAUGAUUGAGAUGUUUAAGAGCAUAACUCAUUCCUCUGCGGGUGCCAAGAGUGAAAAGGACCUAGGUGAUGUCAGCCCUCAUGUGAAUGGGGAAAGCAUAGAUGUAGACUCUGAAGAGGAAGACUCUGAUGAGUUAGAAGAGGAGGAUGAUCACGGAGCAGAACAGGCAGCUGCAUUUCCUGCAGAUGAUAACAGGACCUCUAAAGACAGCGCGUCUGACGCAGACAAUGCCAGAAAGAUGGAUGAUGGCGAGUCUGAGGAGGAGCAAGAGUCUGGAGAGUCUGUGGAGGAGGAGGAAGAUGGAGAUGAGUCUGACUUGAGCUCGGAGUCCAGCAUCAAGAAGAAGCUGCUGAAGAGGAAAGGAAAGACGGACAGCCCAUGGCUGAAACCCACCCGCAAGAGGAGACGGAGGAAUAAAAAGAAACAAGCCAGUGUACUAGGUGCUGAAGCCUAUAAAUCAUCUUUGGGAGGCAGAGAGGGGUCAGGCCAGGACAACAGCAUGGAGUACAUGGAGGUGUCUCUGGAUUCCUUGGAUCUCCGGGUGAAGGGAAUUCUCUCCUCGCAGGCGGAAGGUCUUUCCAACGGCCCUGAAGCAAUGGAAGUGGAUGGUCUCCAGGAAGUCCCCCUCUGUAGCUGUCGAAUGGAAACCCCCAAAAGCAGAGAGAUCACCACGCUAGCCAACAACCAGUGCAUGGCCACGGAGAGCGUGGAUAACGAGCUGGGCCGAUGCACAAACAGUGUGGUUAAGUAUGAACUGAUGCGCCCGUCUAACAAAGUCCAGCUUUUGGUGCUGUGUGAGGACCAUAGAGGGAGGAUGGUGAAACACCAGUGUUGCCCUGGCUGUGGAUACUUUUGCACUGCAGGCACUUUCAUGGAGUGUCAGCCUGAGAGCAGCAUCUCCCACCGUUUCCACAAGAGCUGUGCCUCCCAGGUCAACGACACGAGCUACUGCCCACACUGCGGGGAAGAGGCCUCCAAGGCAAAGGAGGUGACAAUAGCAAAAGCAGACACGACCUCAACAGUGUCACUGACCUACGAGCAGCAGAAACCAGCAGCUGUGGAGGGAAGGGCUGACACCACGACAGGGAGUGGCACUGGAACGCGAUUGUCAGAGGAAGACAAGCCAGAAAGUUCGGCUGCUGAGGGGUUUGACUUAGCUGGGUCUUCAGUUUUUCCAAAGCCUACUACUAGCCUGACCCAGGGACCAGUUAAAGAAACUCUGGAAAGUGCCCUGAUUGCCCUGGACUCAGAAAAACCCAAGAAGUUACGGUUCCAUCCAAAGCAGUUAUACUUCUCUGCAAGGCAAGGAGAGCUGCAGAAAGUCCUGCUUAUGUUGGUGGAUGGAAUUGACCCUAAUUUUAAAAUGGAGCAUCAGAGUAAGAGAACCCCUCUCCAUGCUGCCGCUGAGUCUGGCCACGUGGACAUCUGCCAUAUGCUGAUUCAGGCUGGUGCGAAUAUAGACACCUGCUCUGAAGACCAGAGAACCCCACUGAUGGAAGCAGCGGAAAACAACCACCUGGAAACUGUGAAAUACCUUAUCAAGGCUGGAGCACUAGUAGAUCCUAAGGAUGCGGAGGGCUCCACGUGUCUGCACUUGGCUGCCAAGAAGGGGCACUACGAUGUUGUUCAGUACCUCCUGUCCAACGGGAAGAUGGAUGUCAACUGCCAGGACGACGGAGGCUGGACGCCGAUGAUCUGGGCCACUGAGUACAAGCAUAUCGAGCUGGUGAAGCUGCUGCUGGCGAAGGGGUCGGACAUCAACAUUCGAGACAAUGAGGAAAAUAUUUGUUUGCACUGGGCUGCUUUCUCUGGCUGCGUUGACAUUGCGGAGAUACUGCUGGCUGCUAAGUGUGAUCUACACGCGGUGAAUAUUCACGGAGACUCCCCCCUGCACAUCGCAGCCAGAGAGAACCGCUACGAGUGUGUGGUUCUAUUUCUUUCCCGUGGCUCGGAUGUCACUUUAAAGAACAAGGAGGGUGAGACUCCACUCCAGUGCUCCAGCCUUAACUCUCAGGUCUGGGUGGCUCUACAGAUGAACAAGACUCUUAGAGAAUCGUCGACUGACAAGCCCGUCCAGAUAGAGAAGGUAGUGAGCAGAGACAUUGCCCGGGGUUACGAGAGGAUCCCGAUUCCCUGCGUCAAUUCAGUGGACAGUGAGCCUUGUCCUAGCAACUACAAAUACGUUUCGCAGAACUGUGUCACAUCCCCAAUGGACAUCGAUAGAAACAUCACUCAUUUACAGUAUUGUGUAUGUAUAGACGACUGCUCCUCCAGUAACUGCAUGUGUGGCCAACUCAGUAUGCGCUGCUGGUAUGAUAAGGACGGCCGACUCCUGCCUGAGUUCAACAUGGCCGAGCCGCCGCUGAUCUUUGAGUGUAACCACGCGUGCUCGUGCUGGCGGACCUGUAGGAACCGGGUGGUGCAGAAUGGGCUCAGGACGCGGUUGCAGCUCUACCGGACACAAAAAAUGGGCUGGGGUGUGCGAACGAUGCAAGACAUUCCACUGGGAACCUUUGUGUGCGAGUAUGUUGGUGAGCUGAUAUCCGAUUCCGAGGCAGACGUCCGUGAAGAGGACUCCUACCUCUUCGACCUUGAUAACAAGGAUGGAGAGGUGUACUGCAUAGAUGCCCGUUUCUACGGCAAUAUCAGCCGCUUCAUAAACCACCUCUGCGAGCCAAACCUCAUCCCGGUGCGGGUCUUCAUGUCACAUCAGGACCUCCGCUUUCCCAGGAUCGCCUUCUUCAGCACGAGGCACAUAGAAGCCGGAGAAGAAAUCGGCUUCGACUACGGCGACAGGUUCUGGGACAUCAAAGGCAAGUUCUUCAGCUGUCAGUGCGGUUCACCCAAGUGCAAACACUCGAGCUCAGCGCUGGCCCAGCGGCAGGCGAGCACCUCGUCCCAGGACACGCAGGAAAACGGGCUCCCCGACACCAGCUCUGCCACAGCAGCCGGCCCCUUUUGAGGCUCCGCUCCCCAGAGACUGACUUGUUUUAACCCUAUAGAUUCACAUACUGUCUGAAUUUCCAUUUAAAGAGAGAAAACCCGCUCAAGGAAAGCCAAGGGUUCGUGACACUUAGGGCUGUGCCACCGACUGUUACUUGAGGAAUAAGUGAAAGCAAAUCCCACCUCCGUGGCGUUGUUCUCCCCUCCCCGGUCCUGGAAAGCUGCUGGUUUUUACAGUGCGUGCCGAGGGGUGGCUGUUGCGUUUUUUUUCCAUGCAAGCUGUCCCGGCCUCCGUCUCUUAAUGUGCUAAGUGUUGUCAGAGCCAAGGGAGAGCUGCCCGUCCUCCGAAUAUUGUUAAUUGAAUGGAUCGCUCAUGCCAAGUCAUCUCCAGUUCACUUGUAAUAAACUUUGAGUACUU
Molecule: messenger RNA, 6302 nt
Organism: Cygnus atratus (black swan)
Lineage: Eukaryota; Metazoa; Chordata; Aves; Anseriformes; Anatidae
Gene: EHMT1
Product: euchromatic histone lysine methyltransferase 1
Exons: 28
Coding region: 2031-5903 (1290 amino acids)
Cellular component (GO): nucleus
Molecular function (GO): zinc ion binding; p53 binding; histone H3K9 methyltransferase activity
Source: RefSeq, a predicted model, not a curated record